AUGGGACCCCGCAGCCGCAAGGUCGGAGGGGACGCUGAGAUUUUUUCGAAAAAUGCGUCGCAGCUCGCCCAUCUGGUGAGAAUUGUUUCCAGGAGGGAGAAGGAAGACAGUCGCUUCUGGAGCCAAGUUACGCGGCGGCUUGUGUACAUCAUCGACACAAUCAGCACGAAACAACUGUCCUAUAUUGCGAAUGGAUUGGCUCGAGCACGAGUUGCCGACCCGGAAACGUGGGACUCAAUUGUAAAACGGCACUACCAGUUGCAGCACGAUCUGGUGCUCAUGGCCAAUGCUUUGGCGAAGGUGAAAUCUGUCGAAAAUGGAGUUUUCCAGAGUAUAAUCCAGAGAAUAAAAGUAAAGUUUCAACUUGCGGGGUACAGCGAAACCAAAGUUGUGGAGUCCCUUUUGGACCGGCUAGAUCUAGAGGGUUCGCAGAUGUCGGUAGUCUCCAUGGCAAUACUGCUGGAUGGGUAA
Babesia bigemina is the source of this 471-nucleotide messenger RNA. RefSeq lists its product as hypothetical. Lineage: Eukaryota; Apicomplexa; Aconoidasida; Piroplasmida; Babesiidae. The transcript has 4 exons. The coding region runs from base 1 to 471 and encodes 156 amino acids. The record is from RefSeq and is a predicted model, not a curated record.